Molecule: messenger RNA, 855 nt
Organism: Knipowitschia caucasica
Lineage: Eukaryota; Metazoa; Chordata; Actinopteri; Gobiiformes; Gobiidae
Source: the annotation of a GenBank genome assembly
AUGGAGACCAGGAGAACAGUGAGAAGGAUCAUAAAACUGGAGAAUGAGGACUCUCAACUCGCUGAGACCAUAAUACAUGAGCAUGUAGAGAAGCAGCGGUUGCGAUUGCAGCAGGAGGAACUGGCUCAAAGAGAGGCUGAGGCCAGAGACAAAUUAAGCGCUGAGGUGAAGCGUGAACUCAAGCAGAAGAGAGAGCAGCAACUUCUGCAGAUCCAUCUGCUGCAAGAACAGAUGAAGACACGCCACCAAUGUGGGCUGGAGUCAGAGCGCAGGAAGGCCCAGAAAAGGUGGCGGCGGACGGAAAAGUGUGCUCAGAACAAUAAACGCCUUCUGGAGGAACGGCAUAAAAGUCAGGAGCAGGAGGAGAGAGAGACCCAGAAGAAGACGGAACAGGGAGAGUACGAGAAGCAAGUGGAGAUGGCCAUCCGUAGAGCUUCCAUGGAAAACCGUAUCGCUCUUCCUCUGUGGGGCCAAAGAAAUGGUAAAGUCGAUAAUCGCCUUCACUUCUACAAGGACGAACAAGGCUUCAUCGUAAACUCCAAGAGGAAGUUUGAGCCUCGUCAGUCUUUAAUUUUGACCGAUGAGACGCCCAAAAAACAGGUGACAGUACCUACAAGCAACACCACUCCAAAACCAAAGAGUGUGAAACGAGUAAGAGUACAGGAGCAGAAACAGCCAUCCCCCAGUGUUUGCCGAGGACUUGCAAAUGAGCCCAAGUUGCAGCGAGGCGUAUCCCCAGAGAGAGUGCAGGAUCUAAUGCAGCACAAACCGAUGCUGGUCAGUGUUACACAGCAGCCCAUGUCUCCUGGAGGCGCUCCUGAACCCGGGAAGUCCUCUCACACCACAUUCUGCUGA